This is a messenger RNA of Diaporthe batatas, 1134 nucleotides long. RefSeq lists its product as uncharacterized. The transcript has 3 exons. Bases 528 to 962 code for a protein of 144 amino acids. The record is from RefSeq and is a predicted model, not a curated record. NCBI's taxonomy places the organism in Eukaryota, Fungi, Ascomycota, Sordariomycetes, Diaporthales, Diaporthaceae.
UUUCUCGUGCCGGAUAGGCAGUCUGACGGUCAGUCUGUCAGUACGUGGGUAGAUCGGCAGACGGGAUCUGGUCUACUGCCAGCUGGUCUAGUAACACCAUGAAAUGUACUAGGUCUAUUGGAGCACCUGUCUUGCCGACAGGGACAGUUGCGUCAUUGCUCGAGAUCGCACUGAGGGACGGACUGAGGGAUUGAGGGAUUGAUUGAUCACCCUCUCACAUGCCUACCAAAUGAUAUCAUCACUGAUAGCCCAGGGCUAUUGUAGCAGGCGGCUUAGAUACAGCUAGCUACAUUGUGUUCGACCACUUUCCAUCCAUUGAUCAACACCGUUCUUCAUCUAUCGUCAAACCACUGACUGACUGACAGCAAUUGCGUAUUGUGGAAACGCCCAUCCAACCCCUUGCACAGCCUCACAAACCACAGUCGUCAACUGAACCAAGCUACAGCAUCAACUGCAUAUCUCACCUUACCCACUUACCCACACCUGUGCACUCUGCACAUAGUUGGCUUAGUGCAUCAGCAAUCACGAUGAACCGCCUCGCCCUCCGCGUCCCGCCCAUCUCCACCUCCGCCCUCAGGACCGGGGUCGCCCUCCCCAUCUCGGCCCGACGACACUACGCAUCCUCAGCCCCCAAGAAAGCCGAGCAAGCGUCUGCGCAGUCGGGAGGCUCCCGCUCAAAAGAUGCCAUCCUCUCUGCUGACCCCCUAGCUGGCGACGGUGCAAAGGGCAGGACCGGCGGCGGCGAGCCUCUCUCUAGUUCCGAGAACCCGCCCCCACAGCCAAAGAUCAACAACGCCAGCAUCCCAGGCCAGGGCAGGGACAAGCUCACCAAAGAGCAGCAGGAGGAGGUCGACAGGCACAACGCCGAGUUCGAAAAGAAACACGAUCGAGCGAGUCCGGCGGCCGAAGACAAGGUUGACAAAAACUUCUGGAAGGGACAAGGAGGCGUCGAUGGGCAUUGAUAAUCGAUUAUGCUGCAAGACAGCGUAGAGAGCAGUGGAUGGAUGGGAGAGCAUCGACCUUCAGAUAGCAAUCAUGUCUUCGAGAUUGGAUGCUGCAGCACCGCACACAGUAUUUCGAGUCCUGCCUCUCGCCCCGAACCCCAAUGGGUACUUAAGUAUUUUUGACACUGCA